Sparassis crispa is the source of this 1182-nucleotide messenger RNA. RefSeq lists its product as hypothetical. NCBI's taxonomy places the organism in Eukaryota, Fungi, Basidiomycota, Agaricomycetes, Polyporales, Sparassidaceae. The transcript has 13 exons. The record is from RefSeq and is a predicted model, not a curated record. Bases 1 to 1182 code for a protein of 393 amino acids.
AUGUCCACUCCGACCGCCGCACAGGUCGCUGCCCAGUUCGAGGAGCUGCUCAUGAUCCUCAACGGCAGCUUUAUCUCAUCCUGUUGUGAACUAUCUAUCUGCGCUGUCAUCUUGUAUGAGCACCUCGUCACCUUUGGCACUGAGUACGACUUGGUGUGGGGGCGCAAGCUCACCGGUCCCAACGUGAUUUUCUUCAUCAAUCGAUAUGCCUUGUUCGUAUGGUCCAUCGUGAAUAUUCUGGGUCUGUUCUCGUGGGAGUCAGCGCGGAGGUAUAAUUUUUUUUGGCAGUGCGCAGAGGCAUUCGUUAUGCAGCUUAUGGUGUACACAAUAUGGGCAGUAUUUUCUGGGCUGCGUGUGUAUGCCGUCAGCAGCCGCAACUGGUACUUCACCGUCCCCACGGUAGCGCUGGGAAUGGUACCAGUAGCCGCUAACAUUUAUUCGCUCGCAAAAACGUCCUACGCGUUCGUCGUGGUCCUGCCCGUGCUAGGACAUAUAUGCCAAAACACGUCCUACCUGACGUCCGACUUUGCUAUCCUCACAAUCGCAUCGGAUGUUAUCGUCCUGUGCGUCACAUGGUUCAACACGUACACCAUCAAGCGGGACGCCGACAACGCGAACAUCAAGGCGACCAUCGUCACCCUGCUCCUCCGUGACGGCACAUUCUAUUUUCUGUGCUUGCUAUGCCUCAACAUCAUCGCCAUCGUGCUCGACGCCCGCACGCCAUACGUCUACAUCCUCUACUUCGUCGCCCCGAUCUCCUCCAUGCUCAUCUCGCGCUUCCUCCUCAACCUGCGGCACAUCUACUACGCGACCGGCUCGAGCGCGGGUUCGGGCGACCCCUCCGGCCCGAGCACGGGCACCUUCAUGUCCGACAUGCAAUUCGCGGGCGCCGCCUCGCCGUACAUCGGGAACAUGGGCGCGCCGCUCUCGCACGGCACGUUCAUGCUCUCCGGCGGGAGCGUCAGCGAGUCGAUCGACGACGACAAGGUCGUGGUCCCGCUCGAGCUCGCGCAGGCGGAUUCGGCCGGCACGGUCGGCACGCUGUCGAACGACCUCGAGAACACGGACGUGUACAAGGCGGUGUGGCAAGUGUCAAAGGACCCGCUGCGCGUCGGCAUCAUUCCCCCGCGCGAUGAGAUGGAGCUCGGGCGCUUGGCGGACAAGGGCGACAGGCAGGUGUGA